AUGCCACCAGAGAAGAUGCCACAGUUGUUGCAGAUCGAACGUAAGAGGAACGAUCAGUUGGCGCAAGUGGGUGAUGAAAUAGAGCUUGACAUAGAGGCUUUGGACACAGAAACGCUCUGGGAGCUCGAUCGGUUUGUCACCAACUGUAAGAAACUAGUGAGCAAGACGAAAAGGCAAGCACUUUUAGUAAACAACGCAACGGUCGACAUUGAUGAUGUUGAGGGGAUUAAGAAAAACAAGAAGGAAGCAGGGGAAGAAGAUGUCGAUAUUGGUGAUGAGACGCUGGAGAACAGCUUCCCACAUGUGGAGAUUAAGAAAGAUGAUGGUGGUGGACAGGGUCAAGCUGCAGGCCAUGGAAAUGAGAAUGCAAGCAGCAGCUCUAACGGGUGA
This is a messenger RNA of Helianthus annuus (common sunflower), 390 nucleotides long. Its product is annotated as transcription factor GTE7. The record is from RefSeq and is a predicted model, not a curated record. Lineage: Eukaryota; Viridiplantae; Streptophyta; Magnoliopsida; Asterales; Asteraceae. The coding region runs from base 1 to 390 and encodes 129 amino acids. The transcript is spliced from 2 exons.